Macrosiphum euphorbiae (potato aphid) is the source of this 1212-nucleotide messenger RNA. The record is from the annotation of a GenBank genome assembly. NCBI's taxonomy places the organism in Eukaryota, Metazoa, Arthropoda, Insecta, Hemiptera, Aphididae.
AUGAAGUUGGUCAACCUCAAUCUCUUAACGAGAGUGACAAACAAUUGGUAUUUCGCCAAUUUCUUGUCGGCCCAAAUGGAUCACCCGAAUUUGAUAGACUUCUUGCGGUCGGAGGACAAAUCGUUCGAUUUAGUCAUGGUCGAAUCGUUCCUCCAAGAAUACACCGUGGCCCUCGGUCACAAGUACAACGCUCCCGUCGUCAAUUUGUCGCCGGGAAAUAUAUGGGUCAGCGCCAGCAAAUGGCUGCAUUUACCUUCGACGUUUUCGUAUGUACCGCAUUGCUGCAUAGGCGUGACGGACGAAAUGAGUUUCACGGGCCGAUUAAAGAACACCAUCAUCGGAUUUGUACAAAUGUUCGUGGAGGACUACUUGUAUAUACCAACGAUGAAGGCAAAAAUGAGCAAGCACUUCACAUACGUUGGUUCGGAGUCGAGACCUACGCUCGAGCAAAUGCUGAAUAAUGUGUCACUGACGCUGAUGAACGCUUACCACGCGGUCGGUGUGUGUCGACCGUAUUUACAGGGCGUCGUUGAAGUAGGAGGAAUGCAUCUCAAAGAACCGAAACCAUUACCCAAAGAUUUACAAGAUUAUAUUGAUUCAGCGUCUAACGGUGUCAUAUAUUUUUCUCUUGGUUCGAUCGUUAAUUUAUCGAAUAUACCAAAAGAAAAAUUGAGCAGUUUUCUCAAUGUCAUCAGUCGUUUAAAGCAAAAAGUAAUUAUGAAAUGGGUACCAGAUAAAAGUAUAAAAUUGCCACAAAACGUAAAGGUCGGUUCGUGGUUGCCUCAGAAUGAUAUUUUAGCUCAUCCAAACGUGAAACUUUUUAUUACUCAUGGAGGUUUACACAGUAUCGAGGAAGCUGUGUACAACGAAAAACCGGUGAUUGGCAUACCAUUUUUCGCUGAUCAACUUUCCAACAUGAGACUGGUCGAGAAAAUUGGCUAUGGAAAGUUGAUAACUUUUGAUCAACUAACCGAAGAAUCGUUUGGAAAUGCUGUCGAAGAAGUGAUAUCAAAUCCGGCGUUUAAGGAUAAGGCAAUGAUUCAGAGUCAGGUGUUCAGAGAUCAACCGAUGAAACCUUUAGAUCGAGCAAUAUACUGGAUAGAGUACGUCAUUCGGAACGAUGGAGCUCAAUACCUAAAAGCUGAAUCUAUAGGACUAAACACUGCGCAGUAUUUUUUGUUCGAUGUCACAUUAUUUUUCUAUAUUCUUUGA